CGGAUGGAUUUCGAAAGCGACAAAGCGGCGAGCCGGAGAGGGAGAGGAGGAGAGAGACACACAGCGAAUCAAUGAACAAAAAGAUAGCAUAAAGCCGCCUUUCGUUACCAAAAGAAUCCUCUCCACGCAAGGAUAUAAACGGGAGAACAUGGAGAGGAAAAGGUGGGAGUGCUCGGCUCUCCCCCAGGGCUGGAAAAGGGAAGAAGUGACCAGAAAGUCGGGUUUGUCAGCGGGCAAGAGCGAUGUCUAUUACUAUAGCCCCAGUGGAAAGAAGUUCCGGAGCAAGCCGCAGCUGGCCCGCUACCUUGGCAACUCCAUGGACCUGAGCUCCUUCGACUUCCGCACCGGCAAGAUGCUGAUGAGCAAACUGAACAAGAACCGGCAGCGCCUGCGCUACGACGCCAACAACCAGGCUAAGGGUAAACCCGAUCUGAACACGUCCCUCCCAGUCAGACAGACGGCCUCCAUCUUCAAACAGCCGGUUACCAAGGUGACGAACCAUCCCAGCAACAAGGUGAAGACGGACCCACAGAAAGCCAUCGACCAGCCCCGGCAGCUGUUCUGGGAGAAGAAGCUGAAUGGCCUCAACGCGUUCGACAUUGCAGAGGAGCUGGUGAAGACCAUGGAGCUGCCCAAGGGGCUGCAAGGUGUGGGCCCAGGCUGCACCGAUGAGACCCUCCUCUCUGCCAUCGCCAGUGCGCUCCACACCAGCACCGCGCCCAUCACGGGACAGCUCUCUGCCGCUGUGGAGAAGAACCCCGGCGUGUGGCUCAACACGACCCAGCCGCUCUGCAAGGCCUUCAUGGUGACCGACGAGGACAUCCGGAAACAGGAAGAGCUGGUGUACAACGUGCGGAAGAAGCUGGAGGAAGCACUAAUGGCGGACAUGCUGGCUCAUGUGGAAGAGGCAUCAUGUGAUGGGGACGCUGUGAAGGAAGAAGGGGACGAGACAGAGGAUAUGGAGGAUGUAUAGCAAAGGGCUGGAUCCCACCUCAGAAGUCGCACAAUAACAGAAAAACGACCCGGACAUCACCCCUCUAUCCUGCCCCACCUGGUCCACUGCACAUAGUCGCCCUUUUGGAGGGACCUUUGGGAAUCCUGAGCUCCAGGCAAAGCUCGCCGUGACGACAAAACACAAGACUCUCUUCGAAUUUGAAUUAUUAUUGUUAUGAAUAAUAUCUUUUUAUGUUUUUUAAAGAAAGUUAAAAUGCAACACCCACACAGAUCAGCAGGUUUCUGGACUUGCCGCUGGUAUUGAUUUUACUGUAGUGUUUCCUGUUGUGUUUUUUACAUGCUUGCUUUUUAUUGCUUUCACUAGAAAGUGUGAGGAAUGACGCACAAUGAUCAUUAAGAUGAUUUGUUUUACCUGUGAUGUUAAGACACACCCCCAGCUCCUUGUUUUAAUUGCGUAUUGGCAUCCUUGAAAUGAAUUUGAAUGAGGUGCCUGGAAGAUUGCCCUGCCGUGUCACUCCCCAAGCAAGCGCCUUACUUGAACCCAGAAUGUGGGUUUUAUUAUUUUAUAAUUUAAUUUUUUAAAUACACAGAAAAAUAACUUACAAGUUGCUGUGUUCUACCAGCGUUAUUAUAUGAGCUGCUCCACACCCCUGUCCGCUCUGCUGAUCGGCAGAGAGCUGACUGAGCCAGGGUGGGGAAAGUAGGCUUAAAAAUAAAGACUCUUUCUGACCCAUUGACUUGCUUGGUUGAGACCAUUCUGGCUUCUACUGUGAGCUCUGUGAGACACACUGGGUCAGAUUAACUUUGCUCCAGUGUUGGAAAACUUAAAUAACUCCAUGCUGGUCAUUUUAAUAUAUAUAUAUAUAUAUUUUUUUUUUCUUUGGUGCUUUCUUUUAACUGCACUGGUGUAAAGGCUCGGUCAGUCUGGCCCCAUUGUCUCUUCUGUAAAAGUUACUUUAUAUUUCAAAGCAGAUGUGCACUGUUUUUGUACGAGAAAAAUAUCUAAAUUGUGGGCUUAAUGAGAAGCACAGUGUUGACUGGGGAAGGCUGCUUUUGGUUUGCAGCGACACCUGGCAUGGCUCAGCCUGCUGUGUGUCUGGACAGUGUGACACCGCCCGGCUCCAGAGGGCUCUGCUCCUGUUGGCACUGGCAGCGGGGAUGGCACAGGUGCUGUAGCUGUGCCAGUCACUGCCCCAUCCUGCUUACGAACUCUGUGCCCUGUUCCCCCUCCCUUCCCUUCCUCAUUCAUGCCCAAACAACUAAGCUAGGAACCAUUCCACCUCAGCAACCUGCUAUUGCUGAAUUUUGUAGUUAAAAUAUGGAUAUAAACUUUGAUAACAACU
Molecule: messenger RNA, 2297 nt
Organism: Acipenser ruthenus (sterlet)
Lineage: Eukaryota; Metazoa; Chordata; Actinopteri; Acipenseriformes; Acipenseridae
Product: methyl-CpG-binding domain protein 3
Exons: 7
Coding region: 149-973 (274 amino acids)
Molecular function (GO): DNA binding
Source: RefSeq, a predicted model, not a curated record